This is a messenger RNA of Microplitis demolitor, 1650 nucleotides long. Its product is annotated as probable cytosolic Fe-S cluster assembly factor AGAP009023. The coding region runs from base 114 to 1574 and encodes 486 amino acids. The transcript is spliced from 6 exons. Gene Ontology annotation, biological process: iron-sulfur cluster assembly. The record is from RefSeq and is a predicted model, not a curated record. Gene Ontology annotation, molecular function: 4 iron, 4 sulfur cluster binding. Gene Ontology annotation, cellular component: cytosolic [4Fe-4S] assembly targeting complex. NCBI's taxonomy places the organism in Eukaryota, Metazoa, Arthropoda, Insecta, Hymenoptera, Braconidae.
AUUGCUCUGAGUCGUUAUUCAUAUCGGUAUAACCCUCCAUCUCCAUAUAUAAUAUUAUUUAAUUUUUUUUUUUCUUUUUUUUUAGAAUCGAUACUUAAUAUUAAUUAAAAAUAAUGGCUGAAUCUCGAUUUAGUGGAGCUCUUCAAAUAACAAAUCUAGAUGAUUUUAUAACACCUUCACAGGAAUGUGUAAAACCUGUAGAAUAUAAAAAACGAUAUGAUACUGGUGCUAAAAUAAAAAUACAAUCAAAAGAUUAUGUAGAAAUAAAUAAGAAAGAAAGUGAAAAAUUAGAAAAAGUUGAAAUAACUUUAGCUGAUUGUCUAGCAUGCAGUGGAUGUAUUACUUCAGCUGAAAGUGUCCUGGUAUCUCAACAAAAUCAACAAGAGCUUUAUCGUAUUUUUAAAGAUAAAAAAAAUCAACAAGGAAUUUCAAUACAACUAAUUGUUGUAAGUUUAUCAGUCCAACCUAUUUUGUCACUUGCUGAGAGAUAUAAUUUAGAGCCUGAGGAUACUGCUUUAAGACUUUCUGGAUACUUUAGAAAACUUGGAGCAGAUAUUAUUCUUGAUAUGACUGUAGCUGAUGAUUUAGCUUUACUUGAAAGUGGAAAAGAAUUUAUUAAACGAUACAAUAAUUAUCAAAAAAAUUUAAAUAACAAAGAAAAAGGAAAAGAAAAAGAAAUACCUAUGCUUGCUUCAUCAUGCCCAGGUUGGAUUUGUUAUGCUGAAAAAACUCAUGGUAAUUUUAUAUUACCUUAUAUCAGUAAUACUAAAUCACCACAACAAAUAAUGGGAUCACUUGUUAAAUAUCAUUUAUCACAAUUAAAAAAAAUAUCUCCUGAAAAUAUAUAUCAUGUAACAUUAAUGCCGUGCUAUGACAAAAAAUUGGAGGCAUACAGAGAUGAUUUUUUAAAUAAAUCAAUUAAUUCACGAGAUGUUGACUGUGUAAUAACUUCGAUUGAAUUGGAACAAAUGUUGGAACAGGAAAAUAAAAAAUUAAAUGAUUUUGAAGCAAAUAAAAUAGAUUUACCUUUUGGUGAAAUUAAUUGUUUUAACAAAUCAAAACAUAUUUUUAGUCAUUCAGGUAGUGGAUCUGGUGGAUAUGCUGAAUUUAUAUUUAAAUAUGCUGCCAAAAAUUUAUUUCAAAUGACAGAUGUUAAAUUACAAUUUAAAGAUUUAAAAAAUCCCGAUUUUAAAGAAGCCAUUUUAGAAAAAGAUGGUAAAGUUUUAUUACGAUUUGCUAUCGCUAAUGGAUUUCGAAAUAUUCAAAAUCUUGUACAAAAAUUAAAAAGAGAUAAAUGUUUAUAUCACUAUGUGGAAAUAAUGGCUUGUCCUGCAGGAUGUUUAAAUGGUGGAGCACAAAUAAGACCUCAAAAUGGUUUACCAUCUCGUCAAUUGGUAUCUGUUUUAGAAUCUCAAUAUCGUAAACUCCCAGAGAUAAAUCCUGAAACUAAUUUAUUAGUUAAAAAAUUAUACGAUUCGUGGUUAGAUGGUGAAGAAUCCGAUAAAACUUUAGCACUUGUUCAUACGCAAUAUCAUGAAAUUGAAAAAACAAAUAUUGCCUUGACUAUAAAAUGAUAUGGUGAUAAUCUGAUAAUAGAUAGUGAUUAAAAAUUAACCUGCGUUUAUCAAACCAAAUAGCUUCAUAGCCUUU